Acanthosepion pharaonis is the source of this 1080-nucleotide messenger RNA. NCBI's taxonomy places the organism in Eukaryota, Metazoa, Mollusca, Cephalopoda, Sepiida, Sepiidae. The record is from the annotation of a GenBank genome assembly.
AUGAAGAAUGUAAACGUAUCCGAAUGUGUUGAGAAGUGCCGAGAAAAUCCUCUCUGUCGGUCUUUUGAGUUUAAGAAAGGGGCACGGAAAUGCGACUUGAGUAAUGUGACACACCAUACGCACGCCCUUCGUCCCAGCAAAUGGGGGUGGGAUAUUUACAUCUUCAACCCAGAUUACAAGCCUAUAAACUGCGGAAAGCCGCCAGAAAUGGAAUAUGCGUUUGUGAAAUUCACUCGUACAGAUUAUUUGGCUGAUGCAACGUACACAUGUCAAACAGGAGAAACCUAUACGUUAGUGUGUAAAGAAAACAGCAAAUGGAAUCAUCCAAAUUGGGUUUGUAAGAAACCUUUGGAUUGUGGUCAGCCGCCUCUUUUGGGCUUCGCCGGAGUGGAUUAUAAAGAAACAAGUUUCAAUUCGACGGCAACGUACAAAUGUCUGAUGGGUGAAAAAUACAAAGUUGUGUGCAAAGAAGAUGGAAAAUGGUCAAAACCUAGUGGUCUUUGUCGAAAUCCUCGGUCUUGUAAAGAAUUUAAAAAAUGUGGCAAACAUGUCCGCGACGGAGAAUAUUGGAUAUACCCAACAAUUUUGAAUGGAGAAAGGCUUAAAGUCUUCUGUGUAGGAAUGUCUACCAAUCAGCCCAAAGAAUACAUCACUUUGAAGAAAGAAAACUUUGCUUUUUCUUCACCAUUGAAAGCGAUCGGUAUUUUCUGCCUGACAAUGGUUUUGGAUAUAAGCGACUUCAAAUAUGUCAGUUUGAUAGAUGGAUAUGGUAGGUUCAAACAUGAUUUUGCUACGGCUGAGGAUUGUCUGUUCAGGUCCGACAAUAGAUGCAACAGCCAAGGGGCCUUCAAAGUCGAUUUAAAAGGCACGGGACUCGCCAUUGACAAAUCAGUUAAAUGGAAGACUUACGGCGAUUAUUCGCGUAUCCAGUCCAUUAAACGAAGUGAAAAUGACCAAAAAGUUCAUGGCGUCUGUGGUGGUACAUGUGGCGGUUGUCGGCCCAACGGACCUCUAAAAGUGAACAUCUUUAACGACGAUCAACCCAAUACAAUCAGUGCUGAAUUUUGCCAGGAACUGUAG